Molecule: messenger RNA, 1053 nt
Organism: Closterium sp. NIES-65
Lineage: Eukaryota; Viridiplantae; Streptophyta; Zygnematophyceae; Desmidiales; Closteriaceae
Source: the annotation of a GenBank genome assembly
AUGCACUGCACUGUGGUUAGUGUGGGUGAUGAACGUUUGAGUGAACUUGAUUGCCCACUUCCCUUCGCGCUCCACUUCCCCCCAGGCACACGAGCGGGCCCGACCAAAGUGGUGGAAGCGCUGGAAGGGCAGCACUCGGCCACGGUGGUGUGGCUGCACGGGCUGGGGGACAGCGGCAAUGGCAUCUCGAACUGGCUGAAUAUGCUCCCGUCUCUGUCAACCGCGGCCAUCGCUCCCGUUCCUGUGAGUCCCUCACGUGCCCUUCCUGUGAGUCCCUCACGUGCCCUUCCUGUGAGUCCCUCGCGUGCCCUUCCUGUGAGUCCCUCGCGUGCCCUUCCUGUGAGUCCCUCACGUGCCCUUCCUGUGAGUCCCUCGCGUGCCCUUCCUGUGAGUCCCUCGCGUGCCCUUCCUGUGAGUCCCUCACGUGCCCUUUCUCCGCGCUCCCUUCCAGCACAAAACGCCGUCAGAUCAGAUGUGUCGUAUUAUAGUCGCUACCUGCCCAGUUCUUCUUCUCCCAUCUAUGCCCCUCAUCCCCCUCAUCCAUCUCUCAUCCCCCUCAUCCAUCCCUCAUGGUACAUGCCCUUCUCUCCUCCCCCCCAUCCAGGGUACGACAUCCAUGCUUUCAACGCCGAUGCUCCCGUGGAUGCCGCGGGCCUUGACGAGGCUGCCAGAUACAUUGCUGGGAUUCUCCAGGAGGAGAGAAGGGCGCAUCCUGACGUCACGUAUAUAGUGGGGGGUAUCAGCCAAGGGGGCAGACUCUCCCUCUACCUCAUGUGCCGGAAGGCGCUGGGAAGCUUCGCGAAUGGUUCCGAUGCCUCCACUCUGCCCUUCAUUGCCUCCGUUGGCCUCAGCACGUGGCUGCCCAACUGCAGUCUGAUUCCGGCACCUGGAGAAACGGAUGCAGCUGUUGCAGAGAGAGCUGCGAGGCAUCCUGUAUUCAUGGCACACGGGGAAGUUGACCCCCUCAUUGGCUACGCCUUGGGCAGGGCCAGCUCUGACCUGCUGCGCAAUGCUGGCUUCUCCAACCUCACCUUCAACUCGUAUCCCCUGUAA